UGCGCAUGCGCCGGCGUUCUUUCAUGUAAUGCAAUCUAGCGUGUUCUUGGCGCUCGCUGGGCUCGCUGCUCGUGCGCUUGCAUGUAAUCUGAUGUAAUGUCAGAAUAGUAACCGCGAUCAGAAGCUGUUGCAUUUUCUUAACGAAUUAGAUCUGCUUUGGAGAAUGUCGAAGCCGAAGUUGAUUGUAUUUGAUUUAGAUUAUACUUUAUGGCCGUUUUGGGUUGAUACGCAUGUCGACAGACCUUUCAGAAAAGAUAAAAAUGGAGUUGUAUAUGAUCGAAAUGGACAAAAAGUGAAAUUUUAUCCGGAAGUUCCAGACGUUUUAGAAAAGCUGCAAACAGAAGGUUACACUUUGGCAAUUGCAUCAAGAACAGGUGAAAUUAGAGGAGCCAAUGAAUUGGUUGAGUUGUUUGGAUGGCAAAAAUAUUUUCAGUACAAGGAAAUAUAUCCAGGAUGCAAGGUUCAACAUUUUACUGAGUUUAAGAAGCAAUCUGGAAUAUCAUUUGAAGAAAUGAUGUUUUUUGAUGAUGAACAAAGAAAUAUUAAUGAUUUAUCUGCUGUUGGAGUGACGGCAAUACUGGUGCCACAUGGUGUAACGAUGAAAUUGUCUUUAUUUACCAUUAAUCCUUGCCAACAUCCAAUUGUGAUCUUGAAAGAUGUCAAGUACAAUGACCUCAAGAUUAUGGUUGAUUUCAUGUACUAUGGUGAAGUCAAUGUAUCACAAGAACAGCUUCCUGCUAUCCUUAAGACCGCGGAAAUGUUGAAAAUAAAAGGCUUAGCUGAUACAGAUCAGCAUAUCUCAGGUACUGUUCAUAUGAUGAAAUCUGAAAGUGCAUCAUCUGAUAAAGCAGAUCUUCUUACUCCUGGAGAUUCAACAUGGGGAUCAGAUUCUGCAAGGAGAAGUCCAUCACCAAUGUCUCCUUCAAUGCGCAGGAAGAGGUUUCGCAAGUCUUCCACUGGAUCUGGUUCUGGAUCCACAGAGAGAACUUCAGAAGAAGUAACUAGUGAAAUGUCUUUGGCACCUUCAUUAGUAAAACCUGAGCCUGUUUCUUACACACCUGAAGCUGAGAGUGGAGGUCGCAGCGAUAGUUCUUUGAGAAACAGCACUCAGGAGCCCAGUACUGACUCAGAACCUCGAGAAGGAUCCCAAGACAGCACAGAAGAUGACCCACUGUCUAUGCAAAUGUCACAUGAGAGUAGCGUUGGAGUGGAAACCCAGAUAGCAGACACUGGGCCUGGUCCUUCUACAUCACAACAAAGUAUGGCUUCCCAAGGCUUACAGUGGACGUUGCUGGAGCAUGGUUACCCUCGCUUUGCACUGUCAUCUUGUCAAGCUACUCUGUCAGUUCAAGCCACAUCUGCCUUCUGCACUCCUGAUCCCCCUUCAAAUGCUUCGCAACCUCGACGGGAUGGUGCCCAGUACACAAGCUCCACAUAUCAGUCUCAUCAAAUGUUGCCUAUGUCCUCUUGUGCUGUAGUUGGCACUUACAGUCAUCCCUCAUCAAAUCCUAACAGUCCUUAUCCAACUUCAUAUACCAGUCCAUGCACAAGUCCAUGUAUUAAUCCCAAUUCCAUCAAUAUAGCUGGUCAAAAUGCCCCAGUUCGACGGAAAAGAAGUAGUAAUCCCCAAGCAGAUGAGAAUUUUGUGAGAGCUUUGGAAGCUGUGCGUUUGGGUGGAAUUGGAUUCUGCAAAGCAGCUCGUAUGUUUGGUGUAAACAAUCGAACAUUAUGGCUUGAGUACAAGAAACGGGGUUACCCUGUAACAAGACCAAGUCCAAGUGUGAAAUCACGCAUCAAACAAGAAGUCCCUACUUCAUCACCUUCUCAACAGGCUAACAGUCAACCUGAAACAACACCUACCAAUGCUCCGGUAUCAUCUUCCUCUGCCAUGUGUCCUCCACCUUCAGUUGGUAUGGUAGGAAAUUUCAUGGAUUCUCGACAUACCGAUUAUUCACAUACACAAGCCCAGUCUCCGCCCAGAAACAGAUUUCAAGAAGGAUCAGAAAACCUUAACCCUUCCCCUGCAAAUCUUCCUGCUAUGAACUUUAAUCCUCUUUUUACUGUGCAGCCUAGUUCACCUCGAGCAAAACUCGUUGAAACAGCUCAAGGGAAGAAACUCAUCGUGUGCAACAAAGAAGUGCCAGUGAACAUGCUUAGAGCAAUUCGUGCUGUAUUGCUUCAGAACUGUUCCAUUAACAAAGCUGCCAUUAUGUACAAAGUGUCUCAAUCUACCUUGUGGCGUUAUGUUGGUCUUUUGCCCAUGUGUGUUGGAGAAAAGGAUUUGCACAAUUUUAUUACUUAUGAUGUUCCCAUGAAGGAUGAAGCACCUUCAACUGCCAAUUCUGUAAAAAAUGCAUCUUUCCUUCCAGCUUGUGUUACAUCAAAUAAACCAGGCAAACGUGGGCGUCCGUUGAUCCGUCAACCUCGAGUGAAGAAGGAAAGUGACCCGGUUCACACUUCUCCAGACAGUGAGCAUGGCUCUCCACCAUUCACCUCGGGUUCUCUUCUUACAGUACCUAAUGUACCCAAUGUUCGAGUUGAAAGGCCAUAUUCAGAUCCACCCCCAAUCUCGUCUACUCCAAACCUGCUGACGGUUCCACAACCCGCAUACUUGGUGAAGCAACAUUCAGAUCCAAUCCCUCCAACACAUCAUUCCUCAACUCCUCAACCACAGACUACUCUGGUAGUUCAAAGGCAGCUUUCUCAACCUAAUCCUGGUCAAACGUGUGUGGUUCCUCCACCACCUUUUCACGUUCACCUUGUAACCGAAGCUCAUCAUCAGCCAACAGCAUCCAAGCCUACUGAGUCAACUGUGAGGACUAUCAGCCCGUCAGUAGUAAUUGAACCAUUACCAGUUCUGAGAGUUAUAACUGAUCAUGGUGCAGAAACAGGCAAAUCCUCUCAGUCAUCAGGACUAAGAAUAAGAACUGAUGAACUGAGACGUGCUUCAUCUUCACCACAGGCAUCUUCUCCACGAGAGUCCUAUGAACCAUUGCGUUCUGGUCACUGCCCUGUUUUGCGUCCUGGGCCAGCUCUGGGUUGUAAUUUUUGUUGGAAUACUAUUGAUAAUCAUGGGCGUAUUUUAAGACGAAAAACAAAAUAUCACUGUCCAGAAUGCCAGACAAAUUUGUGCAUUGUGCCAUGCUUCCAAGAAUAUCAUGAAAGACAUACAGCCACUGAUAAAGAAUCUUCAGGGUCAAUGACUAUAUUAAAAGUAUUGCCCAAGACAAGCUCCAUCUAGUAAUACAAAGGUAAGGUUUGAAGACACUUCAACCUGUACUUUGUGUAUUCUUAAAUGUUUACUGUUGUCCAUUCUUCAGUGUAAAUGUAAAGUAAGGAGAUGAUAAUCGUGUGGAUUCAAUAUUACAAGAUUUAUUCUAUUACAACUACUAACGUACUAAUUUAUGAAAAUCAACAAUGAACUGCUACUCACAAAAGUAGAUUCUCAUAGCUGAUUCAAAAAUGUAAACUGUUUUCAGUGUCCAUUAAUUUCUUGAAAGAAUGCACAGUAAAUCUUUCAUAACCAAAUCCAUUUUCAAAUUUAAAAUUAUGGUGACAUUUUGUUUGCUGACGUAAUUAAAUGCACAGGAUUCUUAUUGUUCUUUUACAUAUUUUACUUUUAUAAUGAAAGGUAAAUGUAUUAUAAUCAAAGAAUUGCAGAAGAGGUUAUUAUUAUAUUUUAAAUUUCAUAUUCAGAAAUUCUGUAUUAUGUGUACAUAUAAAAUUGACGAGAAAACAAAAUGUUUGGAAGAGACAAUCAUGUUGUACAUGUUAGAUACAUGGCAAAUAUGGUGAAAGGCCAGUGUAAUCUCAAGUAGAAUAAAGUAGACUGGGAAACAUUUGAUAAAAAAAUACUUGCCAAUGGUCAGUGCAAGUAUAUUUGUUCACGUAUGUUGCUUCUGGUAUAACAGCAUCUUAAAAGUUCUUUAAUGAACAAUUUUAAAGGUGUAAAAUUAUAAAUUUUAAAGAGUAUUUCUUUGAGAUAGUCAUGGUUGUUACAUAUUGUUCAGUUGUACCAGAAUGAUUAAAACUAUUUAUGAAAGAAAAAGUGCUUUGAUGAGCAUGAAAAAAGAAGUAAAUAUUUAUUUAAUGACGUAAUGCAUACUGGUUGUGCAUAUAUUAUAUGUAUAUGAGAAUAUAUAAAUGUAUAUUGCAUAUGUAUAUUUUGUAGACUUUUGAACCUAUCAUUACAAAGUACCUUUAAUUGUUGUAUUUAACCCAAACCAGGGUAUAAAAUUACUGUUGCAUGGUCCACUGUACAUAAAUAUUUUGUGUAAAAGUAUAGGAUAAAAUAUUUUUGACUGGUUGAUUCUUUCUCAUCACUGAAGCAAAAGAAUGGGUAUUGCUCAAUUGAAAGUAUGUUGAGUUGUUGGACAUAAUACAGUUUAUAUAUUGUAGAUGAAAAAAUAGUGAACUGGAUUGAUAGACUCUUCACAGAUCUCUUGAUUUGUUGCUUCUAAUGACUUCUUGAAAAUUAAUAUCUUUAAACUGAUCAAAGAACAGUUUCAAAAUCAUGUGGCAUUACUUUUAAAAUGUUUGUCAAUCCUGUAAACUUUCUUCAUCUAUUGUUUCUAUUUUCUUAAACUUAGUGUAGUUUGUAGCGAAAUUUGUAUGUGCUUAAUGUGGUACUGUGUCAUUUGCAUAGAAUAUGAUAUCAACAUUCAUUGUCAAAACUAGGAGCAUUUUUUUUCUUUUCCCCAAACAAUUUUGAAUUGAAGAGCCACGUGAUAUACUAGCUGGAAUUAUUUUGUUCAUGGUGUAAUGUGCAAGUAAUGUGUCAUGAGUGGAAGAGCACAAAGAAGAUAAUUUUCUUUUCCCAAGUUGAAAAGAUUUCUAAGAGUGAAUUCAUUCAUUUCAUUUGCAUCAUCAUUAAAAGUAAUAUUGUUUGUUAAAAAGGUUUUAGUCUUGCACAUCUAUAAAGAUGCACUUGUUACAGCAAGGUGGAAAUUAUCAUUGUACUUAAUACGGAUUUCAUAUGUGCAACUCAGAGGAGUCAUACUGUUUCGUUUAUGUUUAGGUCUCUUAAGGAAUGCAACUUCAUUUUAUUUUAGUUAUUUGUUCAUAUGCUUUGAAUUCCUGUUUUAAGAAUGUUUAAUUAUUGUUCUCAUGUAUUUGAAAAUUGAUCAAAUAGUACCACAGAAACUCAUCUUCAAAUAUAUCAUUCAUUCUUGACAAAUUACAAUUUUCUGUAAUACUUCCAGACACCUAUUUUAAAUUAUGACUUGUACCUUUCUGAACUGAAUGUUGGUUGAAAGAAAAAUAUAUGGAUGCAGUGCCAUGUCAGAAGCCUGAUGAUAUUAUGUUGGAAAAAUGUUUAUUAAUGCAAAGAUAAUGUUAUAGGGAAAAUAUUGUUUUUUGAAGGUCAAAUAACUAGAGUAUUCAACAAUAUUUUUACUAGCAAUGAAACAUAUCUUUUUAUCACUGUCACACUUCAUGAUCUUCACUUUUGUCACCGUUUAGUAUAAAUUCUGUUGUAAUGAAUUAUAAGAUUUUAAAAAGUGAAUACUGGAACCGGAAGUGCCUGAUAUGAUAAAUCAUUACACAAAAAACUCAACCCUCCAUAUACAAUGUUAUAACUCUUCAUUGUGCCUCUUACCAUAAAUUUCAAUUAUAUAAACUAUAUUUACAUUAUUUUUAUAAUUGGUACCAUGACUUUCUCACCAUAGUAGCAGUCUUUUAAAAAUCUGUCCAGUUUUGAAACCUGUGUGAUGUAUUCUGUGCUGUUUGUUGUGUAUGAAUAUUCAUUAUAAAAUUUUAAGGGUAAGUCUUAGAAUAUUAGUAUAUAGAGGGUUGGCUAUGGAGGAAAGUGUAUCACUAGUACUUGCUGGUACAACUCUCCACUUGUGCAUUUUGUUUUACAUUAGCGUUUCACUAUUCUCUUCCUGGCACUUCCUACAAUUGAGAUUGUACCAUUCAUCUACUGAUAGAAGAGAUAUUAUUUUAUGAUAAAUUGUAAAAUUGUACAUUUGUCUGUUAAAUAUUCCUUGAGUGUACCCAACCAAAUUUGAGAGGUUGUGAUAAAUUAGUAUGUAAUGUUGAGACUUGAAGCAGGCUUCAUUGUUUCAUGCAAUUUCAUUUGUGUUGUUCAAAAUAGUCAUUUUUAGUAUUAUACGUAUAGGUUACAAGAUACAUUUGUAUAUCAUACUGCAAGAUAAUUUUGUACCUGGUAAUAUAUGCGUAAUGUUAAGAGAUUCAUCCAGUAAAAUUGAAAUUGAUGUUUAACCCUAAUAUUGUGUAUACUCUCUACCAGUGUUAUAGCCAACCUCCCUCAAUGAUAAUUUCUGCAAUAUACCAAUGAGAUGUUUCUGAAGUUUAAAAAGAGCUUGUUCAUUUUAUUUUUUUUUAACAUUGAAAAUCCAUUAGUUCUAUUCCCAAACAAAAUUCCAUAGCUACAGCCACCUUAAUUCAGCCUAAGGAGUGUUAUAGGUUUAUUACAGAAGAGUGACUUAAAUAGUAUAAAUCUAAAACAUUUCAUUCCAUUUGUAAAUUUUGGUGAGAGAAAUUGUUAAAGCCUCUUUUGUGUUAACUGGCACAAUUUUGAUAAAAUUGCAAAACAGAAAAUGUUUUGUGAACGCCCAGCACGUUAAUAAUUUAACUUUUAUGGAAGAUAUUGUGUUGAAAUAUUUCAGAGCAUUUACUCUAGAAUAUUGUUUCAAUACACUUAUAUUUUUGACAUUUAUACACAUUUUAAAAGUUGUGUGGAAAUAUUAUUGGUACAUAUUUUGUGCAAAUACAGUUUCAAAGUAACAUGCAUGGCAUUUUCAUGCUUAAGAACCCCAAAUUUUCCAUCACAAUUUUUUUUUAUUUUAAUACAUAUUUACAUUUUCAUAUUCUAUAAUGCACUGGCAGAUUAAAGGAUACACACUGUGCAUUCAUUUCUUGUCAUCA
Molecule: messenger RNA, 6888 nt
Organism: Gryllus bimaculatus (two-spotted cricket)
Lineage: Eukaryota; Metazoa; Arthropoda; Insecta; Orthoptera; Gryllidae
Source: the annotation of a GenBank genome assembly